GUAUCGCUUAGCCAACAACAACCUUGUUUCAGCCGCAGCAUUCGAACUUUUCAGAAGCUCCGGCACAUAUUCUCAUUAUAGAACCAUCACCAAGAGAUAGCCAAUUGAUCUGGCCCACCCAGGCGCAGUCACGAGACUUUGCUUACCUCAACCUCAACACUUUGUCUCCAGCAAUUUAUCCCCGAGACCCCUGAGACUCUGGCUCCAAUGGCUGGCAUAUCUCGAACCAAUUCGGCCAACGCCUUCAUGGAGGGCUUCUCGGUCUGCCAGGCCAACCUUGGCGAGGCCCUCACCUGGCUCCCUGCCAUGGGCACUCCUGAGCUCGACGACAUGAUCAACGCCUUCAUCCCGGGCCCUGCAUCCAUCAAGGACAAGCGUGCCCACAUCUCCAUGGACUUCCUCAGCUACUCGCAGCGCACCGGGUUCAACUUCAAGUUCUACCCCGUCCCCUCGACCUCCUUUACCUCCGCCAGCAUCGCUUCUUCAGCCAGCUCUUCGCAGUUCGUUGACUCUGGCUACGCAUCUAGCUUCAACGUCUCCCCAGUCAUUUCCGACUCGAGCGCAUGGACCCAGUCCCCGGCCUCUUUCACUUCCCCAGCCGCCUUUGACGACGCUACCAGGAUAGCAAAGGCCCGCUCUUCGACCUCCACCACCAAGAAGUCAACUUCUCCUAGUGGUCGACAGCACGUCGUCGACUUUGCCAACCACCCCGGCAUGCGGAUCAUGACCAAGGAUGGCCGAGAUGUUACCAACUCAGCCUCCCGGGGAUGCAAGACCAAGGAGCAGAGGGACCAUGCUCACCUCAUGCGCAUCAUCAAGGCCUGUGAUGCGUGCCGGAAGAGGAAGGUCCGUUGUGAUCCCAGCCACAAAAAGCGGGCUGCCUCGCACACAUCUCCCGCUGCGACCGAGUCGAAGCCCACCAAGAAGCAAAGGAAAGAGACAGCGGAAGCACCGCCGCCUGCUCCAGUUGUUGUUGAGACCACUCCCGAGUUGCUCGUCGUCAACCACUUGGAGAACUUCGAUGCUGCCACAUUCGUCAUGCCCUCUGUUGAAGGAAUCGAGACGGUCGAUGAUAACUUCUGGAACCGGUACCUCAACUUCGACCAGGAUGUCUUCCCCGACUUUACUCCUGGCGCCUUUGAUCAGUUCACUCCUUCCCAGGAGCUCUUCUACCAGAGCACCAGCUCCUCAUCGGCCGCCUCUCCGUCGCAGGUAUUCACUCCAGAGACCCCGGUACACACUCGCCCUUCACCGGCAAUUGCCAUCGAACCGGUGGUUGCGACGGCCGCUCCGGCUCUGCCCUACCUAAACCCGGGCGUUCCGCAUGGUACCGAGUUUGUUGACUUCAAUCUCUACUCACCACCUGCCGACUUCUCUCUCGACGAGGAGCUCCUCGGCCUUGGCCAGCAACAGUCCAAUGCACCUUUCGACUUUGGAUACGCCGAUCAGCAAUACUUUGGCGAUGCCAGCGUCGUUGCCCACAGGACUGAGUCACGAUCCAGUUCAUCUUCACCAUCCGUAUCCGGAGUGAUACCAAGUCACCAACGACGGCCACUUGAGGUAUACGGCGGACUCCCUGGAAGUGAAGACCUACCGCCCUCGAGCAACGUAUCGCCAGCUGUACAAACCCCCGGUCAACUGACUGUGGAACAACAACAAGAACAACAGCGCUAUCACCAACAUGCAUCAGGUAAUGAGAGCAGGGUAAUCCCACAAAGUUCUGAUCAGCAAUCUGUAACAAUUGGCUCAGGAACGCUACGUAUUCCAGCUUCUCCUGUCUCCAACGUUACGAGCGACACGUUGACGGCGCUGAAUGUUCGACAUGCACCUCAUAACAUCGACAGAUCUGUGAUGAACGUCGGCCGAACGGAUCUACACCGGCGUUCACCGAUUGCAUUGCAGUUUGUGAAUGCCGGUGAAUCGGUGAACGCCGGUGCCACUACCCAACACGCAUCGCCUGCUGAACAACAAUCUCGCGCCGCGACGGUGGAGACGUCUGCAAGGUUGAAGUCACCAGUCAACUACAAGAGCUCUGUCCAUCAAGGACAGAAGCAAGGAUUUGCUGGUCUCCCGGUAGACCUCUCGACAACAUCCCGAGAUGUCAGCAGCGGCAUUUGCCACAGUUCUGCCUCCAACUCGACCCGCUUGGGGACAACAACGACGGCCUCGUCACAGUCUUCCACAACCACCACCAUCUUGCCAGGCCGACGAGAAAGCGGCGACGGAGAAGGAUUCACAAAGAUUGGAGCAAAGCUUUCCAGCUACACUACCUCCGCAUCAUCUUCCUCUCAAUCCUCCUUCUUCCCGCUAGUCGUGCUUGGUCUCGUCUCUUGUCUCGUGGUAACUGCUUUGCGGACAUGCUGCAGCCACAUCAACGACAACUGGGGCGGUCAUUUCGACCCCCUUAACACUCUGUUCAUUGCGAGCAUGUCCUUGUUCUCACUUUGGUUACAAUCAUCAUUCCGAUGGCCAGUCGAUCCCGACACCCACACCACAAGUCAUGCCUCAGUCCAAGGACUCUUCGGCUCCUCAGUUUCCCGACAAGCCAAAGCGCUUGUUGCGGGUAAUUCGUCCUUUGUCCGGAUGGUGUCUAGAUCACGAUCGAUCAUGAUCUAAAUCACCUCGGCUAAGGCUGGAGUUGGAGAAAAAGACUGGUGUGAUCCCAUCUGAUUUGAUUGUUGACAAUUGUCGGGUUCCUUUCAUGGCAUGCAAAGCAUAUGAUUCAGUUUGUUUUUCAGUUGUCUAGCGGUGUGCAGCGUUUGCGAAUUUACCACGAUACCCCAG
Molecule: messenger RNA, 2784 nt
Organism: Neurospora hispaniola
Lineage: Eukaryota; Fungi; Ascomycota; Sordariomycetes; Sordariales; Sordariaceae
Exons: 1
Coding region: 208-2616 (802 amino acids)
Biological process (GO): regulation of DNA-templated transcription
Molecular function (GO): DNA-binding transcription factor activity, RNA polymerase II-specific; zinc ion binding
Source: RefSeq, a predicted model, not a curated record